This is a messenger RNA of Antechinus flavipes (yellow-footed antechinus), 1456 nucleotides long. It is a transcript of the gene CRIP2, whose product is annotated as cysteine rich protein 2. The transcript is spliced from 8 exons. Bases 268 to 918 code for a protein of 216 amino acids. NCBI's taxonomy places the organism in Eukaryota, Metazoa, Chordata, Mammalia, Dasyuromorphia, Dasyuridae. The record is from RefSeq and is a predicted model, not a curated record.
CACACUCCAGUUUUCCGGAUCAAGUCACUUUAGAUUCGUGGGGCCCGGGGGCUGGCGAUAAGGGAGGAUGUAGGUAAUACCAGCUCCCUCCCCAAGUUCUUUCUCCCCUCCACCGGUAUUUUCCCCUUCGCCCUCCACUAGGGCUUACUGGGAUGAGGGGAGCUGAGAAAAGGACCCGCCUAUGGUCGUUCCCGGGAAGGGGCGGGACAGCGACCUGGGCGGGGCGAGGCGAGCCUUGGGUGGGAACGUGGGGAGCUGGGGUUGUGGAUGAACAGAGGGAUCCAGCCCUGGACCAUGGCCUCCAAAUGCUCCAAGUGCGACAAAACCGUGUACUUCGCGGAAAAGGUGAGCUCCUUGGGAAAAGACUGGCAUAAAUUUUGUCUCAAGUGUGAGCGUUGCAACAAGACACUGACACCUGGAGGGCAUGCAGAGCACGAUGGGAAGCCGUUUUGCCACAAGCCCUGCUAUGCCACGUUGUUUGGGCCUAAAGGUGUAAACAUUGGGGGUGCAGGAUCUUACAUCUAUGAAAAACCACGGGCAGAGGAAGCUCCUGUCACUGGCCCUAUUGAGCACCCAGUUCGAAUAGAGGAUCGGAAAGCCAGUGGCCCUUCCAGAGGGCCCAGCAAGGCAUCCAGUGUCACGACCUUCACUGGGGAGCCCAACAUGUGUCCUCGAUGUAACAAGAGGGUCUAUUUUGCGGAGAAGGUGACAUCCCUGGGAAAGGAUUGGCACCGGCCUUGCCUUCGCUGUGAGCGCUGUGGAAAGACACUGACACCUGGUGGACAUGCGGAGCAUGAUGGACAACCAUAUUGCCAUAAACCUUGCUAUGGAAUUCUUUUUGGACCAAAAGGAGUGAACACUGGGGCAGUGGGGAGCUACAUCUAUGACAAAGAUCCUGAAGUUAAGGACCAGCUGUAGGAGGUCCUGACCUUCCCAUGUGAUGUCAGCACAUCCCACUAUUCCCUACACAAGAAAUUUUGUUCUAGAGGAUACAAAUAAUUUGGCUGAGAUCUGUCUGGUGCUCUUCUUCCUCUAUUCUCACUGUGUCUCCUACUAUUUCUCUCUUUCAACCUGUUUUGAUUUAUUUCUCCUCACCUCCUUUUCUGAUCACCACUCUCCCUGAUCUUGUCUCUAUUUCCAUUACUCCUUUUAUCUCAUUCUCUUUGUUUUUGUUAGGUUCUACUACCUAUAUUUCACCACCACUACCACCCAGCAUCCUAUACUUGAGAUUUAUUUAUGGAAAGAUAUGGGUUCUGCUUUCACUAAAGACAAAUCCUUUGUUUCAUACAGUAUUAUUGAACAGCCUGUGGCAGAAUGUCUAUUCUAAGAGCCUUCUGCCCUCAUUUCCCAAUAAUGCAUCAAAGGUCUUAUGGCUUGGCCACUUAUACCUUCACAUUUAACCAGACACUAAAGCUGCUUUGACUUUUGCUGUCAAUAAAGGUUUUGAGAAUCAAAA